GAGGAGGAAUCUAUAUGACCCUCUCUCCCCUCGACAACUCUACCUCUGGAUUCCUCUCUCUCGUUCGCCAUUUCCCCUUAAUUUAGAAUAUAUUUUCAGUUGUCUUCAUUUUUCUUUACUCUUCUUGUAUAAAUAGGUCAUCACCUUCCCUCACUACUUCCCUUUCCCUCUCUCUCUCUCUCUCAAGGAAGAUAAUUAGCUAGAUUCUAGUAGAUGAUAUGCAUAUAGGUAGAGAGAGAUUGAUGUGUGAUGCAUGUGGUUAGUGAGAUUGUUGUUUGUGGUAAUUUUAUGAUAUACUACUACUCCUAUUCUGGUUUGCGGCGCAGAGCUUAUCUCCUUCACUCUUGUUUUUGUCUACUGGUUGUACGUUUUAACAUAAUAAAAUAGUAAAUGAAAAUGGAUUCCUCGGCGUGUUCUUCCUCGGAUGUGCAACAGCGGAAGCAGAGGAGAAUGGAAUCGAACCGUGAAUCAGCGCGGCUGUCACGGGUGAAGAAGCAGAAGUAUAUGGACGAUCUGACGGCCGAGGUUGCUCAUCUCUCCAAACUAAAUAACCAGAUAUCGAAGAGCAUUGUAAUAAAGGAGUGCUCAUUUCAGUUGGAAGAAGCUCGGCUAGAAAGGAGUUCGGUAAGCUCGGCUUACCGAGCUGGAACUAGCCUGGAACUAGCCGAGAAGAAGAAGAAGGCAGAAGUCGGUAAGCAGUGUGUCAAAAUUGAGGCGCACAACUUGGUGCUGAGGGCUCAGAUCAUGGAUCUCUCACACACACUCCAUUCCCUCAAACAAAUAUUGACUCAUCACGCCGUCUUUGAGCCUGAUCACUUAAACUUUGCUCAUGCUUUGUUCAACAAUUCUUGGAAUUUGUUGGGGGACUCACACCACUAA
Salvia splendens (bonfire salvia) is the source of this 879-nucleotide messenger RNA. RefSeq names its product bZIP transcription factor 11-like. Gene Ontology annotation, biological process: positive regulation of DNA-templated transcription. NCBI's taxonomy places the organism in Eukaryota, Viridiplantae, Streptophyta, Magnoliopsida, Lamiales, Lamiaceae. Gene Ontology annotation, molecular function: DNA-binding transcription factor activity; transcription cis-regulatory region binding. The transcript is spliced from 2 exons. Bases 391 to 879 code for a protein of 162 amino acids. The record is from RefSeq and is a predicted model, not a curated record. Gene Ontology annotation, cellular component: nucleus.